This is a messenger RNA of Trichoderma atroviride IMI 206040, 2443 nucleotides long. RefSeq lists its product as uncharacterized. The record is from RefSeq and is a predicted model, not a curated record. Lineage: Eukaryota; Fungi; Ascomycota; Sordariomycetes; Hypocreales; Hypocreaceae.
GGAGAAAGAGCAUCCUCGACGAAUCGUCAAAUCCCCAGGCUUCAUGGAUGAGCAGAGGGAAGUCUGGCAGCUUUUGCUGGGGAAUGAAGAAUCGAGCUUCCAUCAAGCUGUAUUCCCGUCCGCGGAUCAAGUUCACGAUAAAUUCUUCGUCAUCGAAACUGUCAACGGCGAAACCAAGCUUUGCCCCUUUGAUCGACUCGGCGUCUCUGCCACUGUCUUGGCUCUCUUGCGCCAGGUUCUGGGCGACCCAGCGCUUAGCAAGGCUGCUGGCAUUAGAGGAAAUGUCCUCUAUAGCUCUGCGGGAAGAAGCACUCAAGCGGGAAUUCCUGCUGAGCCCCAGUUUCACGAUGAUGCCUUUGAAGACGGACAAUACCGCGGGCUCAGCCUUUUCUGCAAUGCCAACAAUGACCGCCCUCUUUGUCUUGUGGCAAUCGAAUACAGGCCAAAGCAUUUUGCCCUGGAUUCAAGCAUGAUUGCAGCUUUGGAGAGUGGAAUUGUCUCCACCAGAGGUAUCAGCGGCGACGAUGCUUCUCCAGCGGGAGUCAUCACCGCCAUGAUCAACCAGCUGCUCGACUUUAUGGACAAGUCGGGAGUGCGCUACGGCUACCUUUACUCGGUGGAAGGUAUUGUCUUUUUGGAAAUCCAAAAUAACCCGUCCGUCGUUCACUACUUUGUCAGCCUCCCCAAAGAUGAGGUGGACAACCACGUCGAAUCGACAAUGCCUUACUCGGCCGUUUCGCAGAUUUUUGCCUUUGUCAUUCGGGCGAUGCGGACAAAAGUCAGAUCCAUGCAGCGGCCUGACCAACGUGAUGAGCUUGCUCCUUGGAGCAACCAAGCCGAUAGAGGUGCUGCCUGGAACUACAAAGUCAACGAGCAUAUUGCUUGGGGCGGACCGGUCGUUGUUCAAGAGAGCCACGUUGAUGAGAUAGCCAUGCAAUUGCAGCAAUGGGGAAGAGCAAAUGCCGCAUCUGCCCAACGCGAAGAUGACGAGGAGACGAUUAUGGAUACCGAUGCUGACAGCAGCACAAAUGAUUUUGAUGGCGAGUCGUAUGACAAUUGCGAUGUUGACAUUGGCGGAGAGGCCUCUAUGAUUAUUGAAAUCAAGAUGGAUUCGAAUAUUGCGGAAGAGGGCGUCUCGGCUGCUGCCGCUACCCCGACUGAUCAGCUGCAAGGUCUAACUCUACAACGCGAACAAUCUGUUGACAAUGACGAGGGGGCAGACAAGGAAAACCAAAUGGACCAUGAUGAUGACAUGCAUGAUGAUGACAUCUACAUGAACGAUUUUCUAAGGAUCAUAUCCCGCCCUCUCAAACCCCGCAAAGCUAAAGAGGUUGAAAACGCGUACUGCACACAGCAAUGCCUCUUGGGUGUAGCAAACGGUACGCCCCUGGACAAGUCAUGCCCCAAUGUCCAUUUGCACGGAAACAAGCACAUCAGCAAAGAAGAGUUUCUGGAGCGAUUCAGGGGCCAGAUUUCCCGGGCAGGAGAAGCAAAUGCUUUCUGUACCCCUCUCGAACAAUUUGGCGCCAUCGGAAAAAUGUUCAAGGUGGCUCUCGUCGGCUAUGGCUAUACGUUUGUGGCCAAAGCUACCUUGCGUGCGGACUGGGUCUUUCUUCACCGCGAAGGUGAAAUGUACGAACAGCUCAAGGACCUUCAAGGCUCUGUCGUACCCGUCUGUCUCGGCAUCGUUAGAGUCGAUCCCGAGUUCUACCAUGAAGACAGACUUCUUAGCCAGUUCAUGGUGCUUAGCUGGGCUGGACUGCCAUUGCGGGGAAACUUGGACGAGGGGGUUCAGAGUUUGCUCACCAACACCGUCUCUAGAGCUUAUAGCGCACUACACGGGGCUGGGAUGCUGCACAGAGAUCCCGACAUGUCAAACAUGCUGUACAACCCUCUGACGAGCCAAGUCAUGCUUGUCGAUUUUCACGGGUCUCGCUUCCAUCCUGAUCGCGUAGCUGCUAUUGAGGCUGCCCUCAGGGCGGAAAGGGAGGCAAGGAGAAACGAUCCAGACUAUGAAUCCGAAGACGAAGGAAUUCCAUAUGAGGCUGAUGGUAGCCUCCGUACCACUCCCAAACCUCCCCCAACAGCCGCAGAACGUGAGGCCUUGCGCAGGACGUUUGAAGCCGACUGCAGCCAAGAACUCAGUUACGCAGUCGAGUCUAUAAAAUGGUUCCUGUCGGGCCUGCAUGACCAAAGAAACUGAAAUGAUUGACAUUUGCAUAUGGCUCUUUCAUGUAAACAGGAUACCCAGGGCACGAAAAUUAGCGUUUUUGCGGGAUGAUGAAUUUGGUAAAGUGAUUUUGGGCGAAGGAAAAUAUAAACAAAAGAAAAAAGGUUGAAAACAAAAGAAAAUCUCAAGAAAAAAAAAUUGAAAAAAAAAAAAAAGGAAACAAAGGAAAAAAAAAAGGACCUGGAGACGAAUCUUAGUUUGGGGAUGUAUUGG